UAUUCAGCAAAAAUAAAGUGAUAGGUGUCGUACAGAUGGUCAACAAAUUGAAGGGAAACUUCAAUAAAAUGGACGAAGAAAACUUCAGUACAUUUGCCACGUAUUGUGGACUGGCAUUAGAUCACGCCCGGUUGUACGAGAAAAUCCGAAAGUCUGAGCAGAAGAAUAAAGUGGCGCUCGAAAUACUCUCCUAUCAUAACACCAGUAAUAAUGAAGAGCUGGAGAGGACUCGCGAGGAUAUCGGCAAAUUCAAAGCGCCCGAUGUCUUAGAACAAUCGUUUUCGCCGUACUAUUUGAGUGAUGACCACAAACUGCUCACUACUAUUAAAGUGUUUGAACAAAUCAGUGGUAUUCCUAAUUUGGAUAACGAUGACCUCUAUAGGUUCACAUUAAGCGUACGCAAAAACUACCGUCGGGUUCCCUACCAUAACUGGACGCAUGGGUUUAGUGUAGCCCACAGUCUGUAUGUGUUCAUUCACGACUGCGACCGUUUCACCAAGCUCGAAAAGUUGGCCUUUUUUGUCAGCGGCCUCUGCCAUGAUCUCGACCACAGGGGGACAACCAAUCAGUUUCUCAUCCAUUCAUCCGCACCAUUAGCAGCCAUUUACACGACAUCCCCAUUAGAGCACCACCACUACAACCAAACCGUUCAUAUAUUACAAGUCAGUUACUUUUUAUUGAAUAAAAAUUUGGCGCUGUUUUUCCCCAACAAAGCAAAACUGGAGAAUCUGUUAACGUCAGCGACAUUUGACUGGAAUAAUAGCGAACACAAACUUCUAUUAGAGGCGAUAUCGAUGACGGCGGCGGACCUGAACUCGACGGCCCGGCCGUGGAUGGAGGCUCGGGAACAGGUGAAGGAACUGUUCGAAGAGUUCUACGCUCAGGGAGACAUCGAGAAGGAAUUGGGCCGAAAGCCCAUACCAUUGAUGGACAGGGAGAAAGUGCACGAACAGCCCGCCUCUCAGGUCGACUUCCUCACCAAUAUAUCCAUCCCAACAAAUCUAAAGUUAUGGACGGAUAAAGUGGAGAAAGAGAAGAAACUGAGAGAAAAGUUGGAUUUAAUGGCGACACUGAAGGAGGAGUCCGGCGGACACAUAACGUUCAGAAACCACGCAAAGCCCGUAACCCGGGGUAGGAUUGAAAGGACACGAUCUCUACUUCACUGAUAGGUUUUGCCAUAUUUUACGUGGAAUUCACUGCACAGGGAAUCCUAUAAUUAAUAUACAAAACACCAAAAACUUUUAAUAUAACUUCCGAUACUUUAAAUAAUAAUAAUAUUAAUUAAAUUAAUAUAUAUUUUGCAUAAUUAAUUAAUUUCCUGAUGAAUGUAACCAAUAGUACCCUAUUGUUAAAUAUAAGGGG
Molecule: messenger RNA, 1362 nt
Organism: Medioppia subpectinata
Lineage: Eukaryota; Metazoa; Arthropoda; Arachnida; Sarcoptiformes; Oppiidae
Source: the annotation of a GenBank genome assembly